AUGUCUAAGCUUCCUUCUGUUGAGGCCACCAUAGCCAUAUUUCUUUCCUUCAUGGCUUCCUUCAUGAACCAAUCUUGUUCUGCUCGAACCCUAACAGACAAUAUUCCAAACCAUAACCUCAACCUCAAUCUCAACCAUAGCCAUCUUCACAAAAUCACAUUCUUAAUGCCACACGUCCUAGACAUUGGUCUCUCUCAGUCUUCAUCAGCCAGUGAUUUUGUCUUUUCAAAACCUCAAGGCAUUUCUCCUGAUCCAACUACCGGAAUCCCAGUUUCAGAAUCUUCCGGUGAUGACCAAACCCAGACUCUGGACCUCUCAUCCAUGGGCUUCUUGUUUCCCACAAAUGCCAACCUCCAGGACCUCGAACUGCGGAAAAUAACGUUAAUACAACAGGAAUUACUGCAACAAGCGGAUGGUUCUCUAGGCAAGAUUGGGAAAGCAGAAGGAGUUUACGUGGACAGCUCAGAGGAUCAUGGGAGUAGUUAUAUGAUUGCUCUGACCGUGAGUUUUGGAGAGGACGAUGAUGGGUUGAGACUUUUUGGAGAGCAGAGGAAUGAUGUUCUUGAGUCGCACGUUGCAGUUAUUGGUGGUACUGGCAAGUACGAGGAUGCCAAUGGCUAUGCUUCUAUUAAGGUUGUAGAACGAGUAGGGUUUAGUGAAGACAAAGGAAAAGUCACCAGCACUAAGCUUCUUUCCUUCGAUGUGUACCUUAUUUGA
Molecule: messenger RNA, 717 nt
Organism: Neltuma alba
Lineage: Eukaryota; Viridiplantae; Streptophyta; Magnoliopsida; Fabales; Fabaceae
Product: dirigent protein 24-like
Exons: 1
Coding region: 1-717 (238 amino acids)
Source: RefSeq, a predicted model, not a curated record